UCGCCGCUCUCUGCUCAGGGCAAACGGAAGCGCAGCGCCCCAGGGUGAGAGGUCAGGGGUGCGGUUGUUUACUUCCGGCGGGCUGUUGGCUCCUCACGCCGCGUCUGGACAGCGGGGCGACCCGGGGAAGAGGAGGCGCAGGUGAAGGCCGCGGCCGGCAAGACAAGGCAGGGCAGGGCAAGGCAAGGCAGGGCAGCCAGCGCAGGGAGCGGUGCGAUCGCUGGCUUGGUGAGGUCGGGCCUGCAGCGCGGUCCCGGCGCAGCCGCCGUUGAUGCUGCGGCCGUCGGCGCCCUGCGACAGCUCGCCGGACGAGGAGCGGCGCGCCGAUGUCAGUGGCCGCGGACACCCCAAAAAGAGAGUGCGGAUCGCCGAGCCCGAGCAGGCGGUGGCUAAAGCGGCCUCGGCGCAGCUGCUCGUCCUGGCCGAGGCCGGCCAGGGCAGGAAACGUGUGCGGCCGGCACAGGCCCAGGCCCAGGUCGAGGGGGACAUGGCGGACGACGGGCAGCGGAAGGCCAACUUUUCGGCGCUGCUCGGUCACACCAACGGGCUGAGCCGUGCCGGAGGCAAACCCGCCGCAUCCAGGAAGCUACUCAUCAAGAACUUUAAAGAUAAACCUAAAUUGCCAGAUAACUACACUCGGGACACAUGGCAGAAGCUCCAUGAAGCAGUUGGGACAAUUCAGAACAGCACAUCAAUAAAAUACAACUUAGAGGAACUUUAUCAGGCUGUUGAGAAUCUGUGUUCUUAUAAGGUGUCAGCAACGCUAUAUAAACAACUGCGACAGGUGUGUGAAGACCACGUCAAGGCACAGAUUCAACAAUUCCGAGACACGGAUUCACUGGAUAGCAGUCUGUUUUUGAAGAAGAUUAACAAAUGUUGGCAGGAUCAUUGUCGACAAAUGAUAAUGAUCCGGAGUAUUUUCCUGUUUCUUGACCGAACCUAUGUCCUCCAGAGUUCAAUGCUUCCAUCUAUCUGGGAUAUAGGCUUGGAACUUUUCCGAACCCACAUCAUCAAUGACAAAACUGUGCAAAACAAAACCAUUGAUGGAAUCCUUCUGUUAAUUGAAAAAGAGAGAAAUGGAGAGGCUGUGGACAGAAGUCUGAUACGAAGUUUGCUGAGUAUGCUGUCGGAUCUGCAGGUUUACCAGGAAUCGUUUGAACAAAGGUUUUUGGAGGAAACCAAUUGUUUAUAUGCAGCAGAAGGACAAAGAUUAAUGCAAGAGAGGGAGGUCCCAGAAUAUCUUCACCAUGUGAACAAGCGGCUAGAGGAAGAAGCGGACCGAGUAAUUACAUACCUGGAUCAAAGCACGCAAAAAUGGUUGGUUGCCAGUGUUGAGAAACAGCUCCUUGGUGAACAUCUGACAGCUAUUCUUCAAAAAGGUCUCAAUCAUCUGCUUGAUGAAAACAGAGUUGCUGAUCUCACACUACUUUAUCAGCUGUUCAGCAGGGUUAAAGGUGGGCUACAGGUCCUUUUGCAGCACUGGAAUGAAUAUAUCAAGACCUUUGGCACUACAAUCGUGGUUAAUCCUGAAAAAGACAAGACGAUGGUUGAGGAGCUGCUAGACUUCAAAGAUAAAGUAGAUCAUAUCAUCGAAGUGUGCUUUCUAAAAAAUGAAAAGUUUAUUAAUACAAUGAAAGAAGCUUUUGAGACUUAUAUUAACAAAAGGCCAAACAAGCCUGCUGAGUUGAUAGCCAAGUAUGUUGAUUCCAAAUUACGAGCUGGUAACAAAGAAGCCACCGAUGAAGAACUGGAGAGAAUGCUGGAUAAAAUUAUGAUCAUAUUUAGAUUCAUUCAUGGAAAAGAUGUAUUUGAGGCCUUCUACAAGAAGGAUUUAGCAAAACGGCUGCUAGUGGGAAAAAGUGCUUCAGUGGAUGCUGAGAAAUCGAUGUUGUCUAAACUGAAACAUGAAUGUGGUGCUGCAUUCACCAGCAAGCUAGAAGGGAUGUUUAAAGACAUGGAGCUUUCGAAAGAUGUUAUGGUGCAGUUUAAGCAGUAUAUCCAAAAUCAGAAUGACCCAAGUAGGAUAGACCUUACAGUCAACAUUCUGACGAUGGGAUAUUGGCCAACAUACACACCCAUGGAAAUCCAUCUUCCCGCUGAGAUGGUGAAAUUACAGGAGGUAUUCAAGAUGUUCUACCUCGGAAAACACAGUGGAAGAAAACUGCAGUGGCAAGCAACAUUAGGGCACUCGGUUUUGAAAGCAGAUAUCAAAGAGGGUAAAAAGGAACUGCAGGUUUCACUUUUCCAGACCUUGGUGUUGCUUAUGUUCAAUGAAGGCGAUGAGUUCAGUGUGGAGGAAAUCAAGACUGCAACUGGUAUAGAGGACAGUGAAUUAAAACGAACAUUACAGUCUUUAGCUUGUGGCAAAGCUCGUGUGUUGAACAAAGCUCCAAAGGGAAAAGAUGUAGAAGAUGGAGACAAGCUAAUCUUUAAUGAUGACUUCAAGCACAAACUGUUUAGAAUAAAGAUUAACCAAAUCCAGAUGAAAGAAACUGUUGAGGAGCAGACAAGCACCACCGAGCGAGUGUUCCAGGAUAGACAAUACCAAAUCGAUGCUGCUAUAGUCCGAAUCAUGAAAAUGAGGAAGACACUCAGCCAUAACCUCCUUGUUUCAGAACUCUACAACCAGUUAAAAUUUCCAGUAAAGCCUGGAGAUCUGAAGAAAAGAAUUGAGUCUCUAAUUGAUCGGGAUUACAUGGAGAGGGACAAAGACAAUGCCAACCAGUAUCAUUACGUGGCCUAAUGUACAGACCAAGACUUGAUUCUGGCACUUGACUCACCGACAGAAAGGGCACUGAUUCUGUCUGUGCCCAUUUUGGAUUUUGUUUGGUUCUGCACCACCCAGCCAAAGGCUCUUGUGAAGUGUCGGAAGGAGUGGCAACCUGUUUUCAUGCAGCUUCCAGCACAUGCCUUUGUUUCCUGAGGAUCAUUUCUCCAGAAAGUGUGAAAAUGGCACAGGAAUAAAUGCACUUCCCUUCAAAUGGCUGAAGACUGACUAUUUUGUGUCUAGGCUCACUCGAUUUCUUGUGAAACUCGCAUCCUUUUGGUUUAGACGUAAUUGUCUGCACGUCACUCCCCUCAUUACUAGCAGCCUGAAAUCUGUUGAGAGAGCUCUAUUAAUAUAUAAACAUGCAAGAUACCCUCAGUACAAAAUGUUUCACACUAUAUAUUGAUCUUUGGCUUUACUGCAGCAGUGAAUUAAAAAAUAUUUUUGAUCUGUGAAACUGGCAUUUUUAUUUUUUAAACAAGCAAAACAACUGAUAAAGCAAUCAACUUUAUGCAAUAAUGGCCUCAUCUGUAUACCUGGUCACCAGUGCAUGUCGCAGGAUAACAUUUAGAUGGGGUUUUUUUGCAUGUAUUUGUGUGAAAGGAGAAAUGUUACAUCAAAAUAGAGGUAACUUUUUGGAAAAUCUUAAAAGUGCCAAAGACUUGAAUGUCAAUACAUAUAUUCCACUAAAAUCCUACCCUGUAAAAUUCUUGUUGCUGGAACAGUCACGAUAGGCCCACCGUUUGAUAUUUGUUUUAGCUUCAGUAACAUCUUCAUCACCUUCUGCCAAUUGGCAAUUGAUACUUCCAUUGCUUUUUCAGAGUAGUUUCUCUUUUCAGUGAUGCUACCUGUUCAAUUAUUUACUUCUCCAUUGAUGGCCCCCACAGAUGAUCUUAAAACUUUGCAGAAGUGUACAUAACAGCAGACUGCAUUGUACAAAAUAUACAAAUGUUCCUUUAUAUUCUUCAUUGUAAAUUGUUCAGAAAGCUAUCUAGUCUGCUAGACAUGGGCAUCUGAAUCUUGUUUUGUGAUAACUUGUUUCAUAUUGUAAAUAUGUUACCUCUGUUCAUGACAAAAGUCAUCCUGAAAUUAGUAGGACUUUUUUGUCUUGUGAUAACAUAAAAUGAUUUUCUCCUCUGGG
Leucoraja erinaceus (little skate) is the source of this 3908-nucleotide messenger RNA. RefSeq names its product cullin-4A-like. The record is from RefSeq and is a predicted model, not a curated record. The transcript is spliced from 20 exons. Gene Ontology annotation, molecular function: ubiquitin protein ligase binding. Lineage: Eukaryota; Metazoa; Chordata; Chondrichthyes; Rajiformes; Rajidae. Bases 272 to 2743 code for a protein of 823 amino acids. Gene Ontology annotation, biological process: protein ubiquitination; DNA damage response; ubiquitin-dependent protein catabolic process. Gene Ontology annotation, cellular component: Cul4A-RING E3 ubiquitin ligase complex.